Hemibagrus wyckioides is the source of this 5680-nucleotide messenger RNA. RefSeq names its product zinc fingers and homeoboxes protein 1-like. The record is from RefSeq and is a predicted model, not a curated record. Gene Ontology annotation, cellular component: nucleus. Lineage: Eukaryota; Metazoa; Chordata; Actinopteri; Siluriformes; Bagridae. Bases 787 to 3252 code for a protein of 821 amino acids. Gene Ontology annotation, molecular function: DNA-binding transcription factor activity, RNA polymerase II-specific; DNA binding. The transcript has 4 exons. Gene Ontology annotation, biological process: regulation of transcription by RNA polymerase II.
UACUUGACGCGUUUUUACCUUCUGUUCUGCGUGUUGAUUCGCGCAAAAAAGAAACCAAAACAAACUUUGAACGUUUUAUGGCCUUUUUGGAAGUCGCGGUGGGGAGUCGCCUGGCGAUGACGUAAACACGUAACACUGACAGCGGAGACGCCUGAUCAUUAAGGGAGAGAGAGAGGAAAAAAAUGGCAUUAAAAUGAGGCUCAAAUUAUCGCUGCGUUUGAUUAACAAAUGCUUCAGAAAUAGAGCGGGUUUCUUCUACGCACACGGCUGCAUGUGGACAGAAAUCAAGGCGUGCUACGGAACUCGCCCUGCAUCUAUCGCCGUAGCUAAAACAUCCAGCGACCGAGGGGGAGAGAAAAAAAAGCGCUGACCCCGCCGCCGAGUUAGCUUAGCUUAGCAUCAUUACUGCAGUUUGAACCAGGGAAGCGAAGCGGGCUAGCUUUUUAGCAUUAGCCACACAAAAAAAUCCACAAAACAAAACAACUAAAACCUUUGGGCUUGUGCUGGACAGCGAGCUGGUCUCCCGUUGAUGUGUUAGAAGCAGGAAAAAUGGGCAAGCAUAAGGAUUUGAGCGAGUUUGACCAAGGGCCAAAGUGUGAUGGCUAGACGACUGGAUCAGAGCAUCUCCAAAGCUGCAGCUCUUGUGGGGUGUUCCCGGUCUGCAGUGGUCAGCGUCUAUCAGAAGCAUUCUAUUGGAGUGGGGCAAACUUUUAGCAUGUGAAUACAGUCUCUUGCCGCUUCAGACAGUCUUUACCGUCUCAAAGCCUAUCUGGUGCUACAGACACAAUGUCGAGCCGAAGGAAGUCCACCACCCCCUGCAUGGUGCUUCCAUCAGAUGUAGUGGAGCAGGAUGUGGACAUGGAAACCCUUGCAGGGGAAGAGGGAGUCGAAAACACUGCCGAAGGCCCUGCAGAGGGUGUAGUGAUUCCUUUGGACAGUGAAGGAGAGCCUGAAGACAGCUUAAGCCAUGCUGCAGGAAAACGCCCAAGUCAAACUGCUGUAGAGCAAUCAGUCACAGAUCUGACUGCUGAAGGAAACGUACAGGCUGAAACAGAGGACAGUGAAGAUCCUUCCAUCACUGGAAUUUCUCUCAGCAAAACUCCUAUCAUGAAAAAGAAGCCUGAGCCCAAAAGAAUAGCAGUGUCUCUGAAAGGGGCAGAAGAGGGCGAUUCAUUAAUUGAAAGCGAAGGGGAUCCGGAGUCCAUGGAAACAGCCUCCAUUACAGCAGAUAUGACAACCCCAAUUCUUGGUGAUUCCACGAAAGCUGGUGUGUUUGUUGGCAUUCCCAAUCCAUCUCCUGCUGAGCAAAAGAAGCCAGUCGUGAACCCUGCUACAGUCCUUCCUGCCGGCCUAGCCCAGGUUUUGUCAGCCUUGCAGGCCCAGCAGAGUGCUCAGGCCCAGCUCCUGAUCCCAGUGAGCAGCAUUCCGACCUACAACGUGGCCAUGGACACGAACGCACUUCUGGUGAACACCUAUAAGAAAUUCCCUUAUCCAUCAGUAUCUGAGAUUAUGGGCCUGGCAGCCCAGACCAAGUUCUCAGAGGAGCAGAUAAAGAUCUGGUUCUCUGCUCAGCGUUUGAAGCACGGCGUCAGCUGGACGCCAGAGGAAGUUGAAGAGGCUCGAAGGAAACAGUUUAAUGGCACAGUCCACACGGUGCCACAGACCAUUACAGUCAUUCCGGCUCACCAUCUCUCUGCCACCAAUGGUCUUCAAUCAAUCCUUCAGACUUGCCAAAUAGUCGGGCAGCCAGGCCUGGUCCUGACGCAGGUUGGCACCGCAAACAGCUUGCCAGGCACCACCCCUAUCACGCUGACUGUUGCAGGAAUGCCCAGUCAGAGCCAGGCAUCGAAGAUCACGGCUAGUCAGACCAGUUCUGCUGUUAGCGAAACAAAAAGAGCUACGACGGUCCAGCCACCAUCGCUGACUCCUCAGGAGAGCUCUGCCCUCAACGCCGAUCACUUUGGUCUGCGCCCAAAGAAGUCGAAGGAGCAGCUGGCUGAGCUGAAAGCCAGCUACAUGAAAAACCACUUUGCCAGUGAUGCAGAAAUCGCCAGGCUGAUGAAACUGACCAACCUCACCAAGGGCGAGAUCAAGAAGUGGUUCAGCGAUACCCGUUAUAAUCAGCGCAAUUCGAAAAACAACCACUUCAGCAUACCCCACGAGAGCUCCCGGGCCAACAACAGCAGUGCCACCAUAGUUAUCGACUCUAGCGACGAGACCCCUCAAUCUCCAACACCAUCGCCCGUCAAAGAGAAGGAGACCCGCAAGACCUGGAACCCGUUUCCAGACUUCACUCUGCAGAAAUUUAAGGAGAAGACCCCAGAGCAGUUGGUGAUUCUCGAGGAGAGCUAUCAAAAAUGCGACACCCCGACGGAUGAAGAACUGAGUCGCCUGAGAUCCGAAACAAAGCUCACCAGGCGGGAGAUUGAUGCGUGGUUCACGGAGAAGAGGAAAACUCCUGUCAUAGAUUCAUCGGAACAAAAGAUGGAUGAGAUGGACGGUAAGCCCUCCCAGAGUAAAGACAGCCAGAGUCCAACGGGAGGAAAAAAGUUGUCCAAGGAAAAGAUCACAAAGAAAACUCCAGAGCAGCUUCAUGUCCUCAAGAGCGCCUUUGUACGCACUCAGUGGCCAUCUGCCGAGGAAUAUGACCAGCUAGCUGAGGAAAGUGGGCUACCCCGGUCUUACAUCGUCAACUGGUUUGGAGAUACCAGAUAUGCCUGGAAGAACGGGAACCUUAAAUGGUACUUCUAUUACCAGAGCGGCAACUUAGAGGGUCUGAAUGGUAACAAGGGCAGGAAACGGAGGAUUCGGAACCGUGGCUGGGGGAGGUCUCGCAGCAGGAGAGCCAGAAAAUCCACAGGUUCUGAGAAGUCCCCACCGAUGAAGUUCAAGACCGGGAAAGAGUUUCUCAAGGAAUACUACUUGAAGCACAAGUUUUUGAACGAGCAAGACCUGGAUGAGCUGGUAGCCAAAUCGAACAUGAGUUACGAGCAGGUCAGGGAGUGGUUCGCAGAGGUCGGUAGGAAGGUGGACAUGGGCGCAGAUCCUUUUGAAGAUAACACUGGUAACGAGCAAGAAGAGGAGGAGUCCGAGGGGGAGAACGAGAUGGCGGUCGAAGAGCAAGGGCCCUCAGCCGCCGGCGACGACGACUGCGACGACGACGACGACGAUGAUGAGGAUACAGAUGAUAGCGAUUCCUGGGAGCCCCCACAAAGCGCUCGAAAAACCUUGCCAGGGUCUGAGGAACACUGAUCCAUCAGCUGGUUUAGCUUGGUUCAGAAAUAAUCAAAAGUUUGUGAAAAAGAGAGUGACUGACGAUCCAGUUACCACACAUUUGACUAAUCCUGCUUGCGCCGCUUUUUACAUUUCUCAAUUUCUUAUCCAAGCUUACUGUUAGUGUUUGUUUUUUUGGAAAUUUGCAGACACACAAGUGAUGACUGGUUCUGUGGAAUCUCUCUUCACAAAUUCGAGGUUCAAGUCUCUCGGCUCUGUUCAUCUCGGAACAGUCUUGCACACAAAAUGAAGAAUCCUGGCCCAGCCAGUCUGUACCUUCAAAAUGUGCAAUUUGUCUAUAAUUUAAAAAAGAAAGAAAGAAAGAAAAGAAGACAUUUCAUUUCAGGUUAUGGGCAGAUGUUUUUUGUUUUUGUUUUUUUAAAGAAAAAAAUAAAGUUCCUCCCAUGGCCACAAGGAGGAUCUAUGGUGCCAAAGUUACUUUUGCUGAAUGUUACGGUUCCCUGUUUUGUGAAAGGAAAUAGUCAAUCAUGUAAUUAUGAGUGUUUGUAAAGAGAGAGAGAGUGAGAGAGAGCGAGAGACAUGCACAAAAACAAACAAAAAAAAUUUGGGCACUUUUUGUUUGGUGUUUUUAAAAAAAAACCCUGCCUAUUAAGCCAUCCAAUGGCUUUCAAGUAUGAAAACGUGUCUUGUAUGAAAUCCGUUUGGUAAUAGUAGGCCAAUCGCAUUCAUCCUUCACUUCUACAUCUACUGAGUGUCAUCUGAAAACGAACACAGCACAACCGGUGAAGGUCUGGAGCUCUGAUGACCACCAUGCGACUUUCCCAGCAUCUGGAGUCUGAGAUGAUGGAGGACAGCUGCAGAAGACUGUUAGCAGACAGUUAUCAGUGCCUGUACAAUGGAGUGGGACCCUGUUAUUUAACCCCCGCCCCCCGCACCGUUUCACCCGGACUCUUUUAUUAAAGCCCCGCCCCUUUUUUUAAUUCGUGGUUUCUUAUUAACAAAUUGUCGUUUGUAUUUCCCAUGUCUACCUGAGGCUCAACCCUUAUGUUCUGUUCAACCUAUGUUGAACUAAUCUCCCUUGUGAAUAUUUUUAUAAAAAUAUUUAUUUAGCCAGGGGGAAAAAAAACCAAGCUGGUUUAAAGCAUUAAAUAUUCAUAAUUUUUUAAAAUUAAUAUCAAAAAUUCAAAAUGUGAUUUUUAUUUUAUUUUAUUUAUUUUAUUUUUUUUCCGUCACCUCUUGCCCGGACACUUAGUAAGGAUGUCAGUGUCCACAUGCAUACAAAAAUUGUUUAUAUUUUUAAUAGUAAUUAUAUACUAUGAUCCAUCCCUUUUCAGCAAAUUAUUUAUUUAUUUUUUGCGAUAUAAAAUCUGUUUUUUUUUUGUUUUUUGUUUUUUUUACUGCACUGAACAGAACAUGAGGGUUUACAGGGACAGAGUGGAUUUGCUUCCCAUGUGAAACCUUAAGGCAUCUGUUAUAUAGAUAAUGGCCCCACUUUUUAAUAACUAAUAUUUUUGGUCAGUUUUAAUUUUCUAUGAAAAGGAUCGGACAAUUUCUAUACCCUGAAUUUUUUUUGUUUUUGUUUUUAAUUGUCCCCUCUUAUAAUAUUGCAUGCUGCAGCUGUUAAGAGGAUGAGGAGAAAAAAAAAAAAAAAAAAAGAUUGCUCAUUUUGUACAUACAUUUUAUGGUUGCAUUUUAUAAGUCGUUUUAAGCAAUUUUAUAAGUUUGUAUUUAUGAUGAUGAUGAUGAUGACAAAUCCCUCCGUGGCCCAAGUGGAGUGCUCGUACGGUGACCCCUUUUUGUGUGCGCUGAAUUGUUAGUGUGAUUUUAUUUUAUUAUUAUUUUUUUUUUUAAAAGAGUUUUUGCCUAAAACUCCACUUGAAUCGUUCUCUCGUCGUUGAACAUUUAUUGCCUGGUGUCCUCCAUGUGAUCCUGCACUUGUAGUGUAUUGUAGACAAGAGAUACACACACGGUUAUAUAAGUAUUGUCUGAAAAAAAAAAAUCUCACACCUUUCUGCAACAUAUCCAUAAAAAAAAAAAAGUUUUCAUCUAGAUUUUAAAAAUGAUGCAUAUGCUUUUUUAUUAUUAUUUUUUCCUGGAAAUGUGUUCUGUGAACUGCAGCAGUGUUCGUGUGGCCUGCUGCCUCCUUUACAUCUGUCACUAGUCAUGUUAACAGCAGUACAUUUACACACCAUCAACUUAGAAUCACUCUAAGGCUCAGUAAAGCUCAUACAGAUCCACGAAUACGAUCGGGCACCAUCAUGGAGGUAACUUGUGAAAUCAUACCGAGCCUUAAAUUUGAAUCGGUGGCAGAAGCUUUAUUUUCCAGAGCCAUACGCCUUGUGCAAUGCUUUUAAUUUAAAACUGUUUUAAUAGGCUGUGGCUUGGUUUAGACAGAAGAUAUAUUUUCUACUUGUUUGAGGACAACAAUAAAUUUAGAUGAAAUCCA